GGAGGCACCGAGGGGCGCUGCUCGGGGGCGGAGGAGGAGAGAGCCACGGCUCUUAGCCCUGGCAGAUAAGUCGAGCCCCCAUCUUCAGAAGCAGUGUACCCCUGCGUGAUCAUUUACUGAGAAGGGCUGAGACAAUUCAGAUUCCUCUCUUUAAAAAAAUAAUAAAGGAGUGAAUCCCUGGACUGAGAGAUGUUUCGGCUGAGCCUUAAGUUGAGCCCAAAUCGCAUUUCUCCCCAGGUGGAGCUGAUCGGUGAAAAGGAAGAACAGGAGAGAGAGAGAGAGAGAGAGAUGCUCCAGAAGAGUUACCACUUCUCCCAUAUCUUUUCUUCUGGGGCAGUUUAAAACAUUGCAGGCAGAAAAUGCUGCAAGAGUUGUUCCUUAGAACUGCAACUUGAUGUCCCCCUUGAACUGCUGCCUAUCACUGCUAUUGUCGAAGGGGCAGUAUUAGAAGAAACGGCACAAGCAUCUUUGUGGUCCUUGGCUACGGCACUAAGGGGUCUUGAUUUCCUGCACCAAUAAUUACGGAGAUCUGAUGAAGCAGAACACUGCAUCAGUGACAUCUUAGAUUCACCUAUCCAGAACUCUCAGGCUGCCCUUAAUCUAGGUGUUCAGAAUAAGGUAGUCGACUUAUUUGAAAUGAUUGAAAAAAUGCAGAGAAGUCGUUUGGAUGAGCAAAGAUGUUCACUUCCAGCAACAUUGAAGAGAGAAGAGGAAUACAUCCCCUAUCCCAGCAUCCAUGAGGUAUUGCAGAGGGGCUGGCCGUACCCUCUAAUCAUCUUACCACAGUUUGGGGGUUACUGGAUUGAAGGGACCUCUCACAGUCUACCAGUAUCAGGCCUUGAGUUGCAAGACUUGCCAUCUCCUUGCAGUGGCAAAGUGAGGCUGGAGUGUGAUCCAACAGCAAAGCUGUACCGCAAACACUUCCUAGGAAAGGAGCAUCAGAAUUUCUAUGCCAACGAUUCAGCUUUGGGCUACUUGGUUCUUUCUGUGAAGUAUGAACAGGUCGAAGAGCAAGACCAUCUUCAUCUGUUGCUGAGAGCCCGAGCCUCUACCAAGCAUGAUCUCAUUCCCAUAUCCUGCCUGACAGAGUUUCCUAAUGCUGUCCAAAUGGCCAAGUUACUCUGUGAAGAUGUAAAUGUUGACCGCUUUUUUCCUGUGCUGUAUCCUAAGGCUUCCCAACUCAUUGUUGCCUUUGAUGAACAUGUCAUCAGCAAUAACUUCAAGUUUGGCGUCAUCUACCAAAAAUUUGGGCAGACAACAGAGGAAGAAGUCUUCAGUAAUACAGAGGAGAGUCUAGGCUUCUUAGAGUUUUUAGAUCUCCUGGGUGAUAGGAUUCAGCUGCAGGAUUUUCGUGGAUUCCGAGGUGGACUGGAUGUCACAAGAGGUCAAACAGGAACAGAAUCUGUCUACACAAAUUUUCGGGGCAAAGAGAUCAUGUUCCAUGUCUCUACAAUGUUGCCUUUCACUGAGGGAGAUGCCCAGCAGCUCCAACGCAAGCGCCACAUCGGGAACGAUAUUGUGGCCAUUGUCUUCCAAGAUGAAAAUACUCCUUUUGUGCCCGAUAUGAUUGCAUCAAAUUUUCUACAUGCCUAUGUGGUGGUGCAACUCCAUCACAAUGCCAGUGGGGAGACUCUGUACAAGGUUUCUGUGACUGCCCGGGAUGAUGUUCCCUUUUUUGGACCCCCUCUUCCAAAUCCAGCAGUAUUCAAAAAGGGCGCAGAUUUCCGUGAAUUUCUUCUGGCAAAGCUUAUCAAUGCGGAGUAUAGCUGUUACCAUGCCGAGAAAUUUGCCAAGUUGGAAGAGCGCACUCGCAGUGCACUUUUGGAGAGCCUUUAUGAAGAAGUUCAGAUUCGUAGCCGCAGCAUGAUGGGCCUGGCCUCGGGGGACGAAGACAAAAUAGAGAAUGGGGGUGGUGGCUUCUUUGAGAAUUUCAAGCGGGUGAUCCGAGGCCGUAGCCAGAGCCUGGACACUAUGGGGAUAGCCAUGAGGAAACAGCAACAGCAGCAGCCCCCAGCAACUCUACCCAGCCGCCCAGCUACUGCAGGCCUUGCCCUCAACCCAAGUAUCGCCGAGGGCCCCAAGGCUAUUGCUGCGUCCUUUGCCCUGCCUGGGAGAAGCCCAUCACGCAACCGAGGCAGCCGCUUCAGUGGGAGACGUAGUAGUGCCAUUGGCAUUGAGAACAUCCAAGAGGAAAAGAGCAAAGAUGUGGCUGAAAGGGUACAGAAGGUAUUGGAGAGUCCUGGACCCUUCUUUGAUCUCAAGUCAGAUGGUUCCUCGAGUCCUAGUUCGCCAGAAUUCCCUAACAGGAAGAGCAACAGAGGUCUCUCCAAUCAGACAUCAGGAUAUUGUGUGAUGCAGCCCCUGUCCCGGUCUUCAUCUAAUGUGAGCAGCUGUUGUAGUGGAGUGAGAGAGAAUGAAACAUCAGAGGAGGAGGAGAACGAAGCGGAGUUAAUGUGUUCUCUUGAAGGUCCCCAGAAGCAGGAUUCCCUGGUUCAGAAUGCAUGGUUAGAUGACAAUGUCUGUACACCCAGUAGUACCAGCUCACCAGUAACUCAGCUGCUCCCUUCUAGCAAUGCUGCCGGCUCCAUGGAAAAGGGGAAAAGCAGUAAAGUGGAUGCUCAACGUUACAGCCCAGCCUCCAUUUUAUGCUGUGUGUGAUGCCAUCGCUGGAGGGUAUCUCAGUGCAUGCUGGGUAAUUCACAGGAUCUGCUGCCGAAGUGAGAACUCACAGCAGUUCACUUUGGAAUUCAGAGGAAACAAUGGUGGAUUCCCAGAAACACCCAAUCUGGCUCUUCUGCUUCAUUGACAGCUGCACCACAGGCAGUCAGGAAUCAGAGUCCAAAUGUGGCAUUUUACUCAUCCAUAUGUAUCAUUCCGAUUUAGCAACCUGAGGAGAGCAGAACCAAUCUAAAUCUUUAAAAAAAAAAGAGGGGGGGGGGGCUCUCCUGUCUGCCAUAGCUUUAGAAGCAAACAAAAGAGGAGUGCUUUUCCCUCUUUCUCUGUUAUUACAGCUAAAAUGUAGAUAUCCAAGAUCCCACCUGGAAGGAUUUGGGUGUCCUACAGGGCCGUUUCCAAAAGGCUGUAUUUGUGUUCAUUCUUCAGCAUGAAGGCCUCAAAAACGUAAGAGGAAUAUAUAUCUUAGUGCUCCCAGGAUUAUGCCUGGUUCAUAAAACAUCAGAGCUGCAUUAUGCAGCAUGGGCAGGACACAUAGUGCCAAAGAGCAUGGGUGUGUGUGAUAGUUAAAGAGUAUUUGUUUCAUUAUUCAUCAGAUUCCUCAAAUCUGUUAAAUAUUUCACUGUACCACUGCCACCCUCUUUCCUGAGUCUUUGUGCCAUCAAGAACCAAAACCUGUAAAUGUGAAUCUAUGACUCCUUGUCCAAUGCUUGUUGUGUCUGUGGUGUCUUGGGCUUGCAAUAAAAGACUACUGUGACCAAUUCA
Crotalus tigris (Tiger rattlesnake) is the source of this 3438-nucleotide messenger RNA. RefSeq names its product rap1 GTPase-activating protein 1-like. The record is from RefSeq and is a predicted model, not a curated record. Bases 637 to 2658 code for a protein of 673 amino acids. NCBI's taxonomy places the organism in Eukaryota, Metazoa, Chordata, Lepidosauria, Squamata, Viperidae. Gene Ontology annotation, cellular component: cytoplasm. Gene Ontology annotation, molecular function: GTPase activator activity. The transcript is spliced from 24 exons. Gene Ontology annotation, biological process: regulation of small GTPase mediated signal transduction; activation of GTPase activity.